Messenger RNA from Thecamonas trahens ATCC 50062, 5457 nucleotides. RefSeq lists its product as uncharacterized. Bases 1 to 5457 code for a protein of 1818 amino acids. The transcript has 4 exons. NCBI's taxonomy places the organism in Eukaryota, Apusomonadida, Apusomonadidae. The record is from RefSeq and is a predicted model, not a curated record.
AUGCGCCCUGUCUCCGUUGCGCCCUCCCUUCUCGUGCUCUUCGGCAUCUGGCUCUGGCUCUGCUUCCGCUUGGUCUCCACCACAAGCCCCUGUGCAAAAGUGGCCUACGCCCCGUUGCAGACCUCGGUGGCUGGCUCGGGCAUGGCCGCCUUGUUCGACCUCCCGCGUUUGCUGCCCUUUGCUCGCCUGGCGUCGGGCCUGCCGGCUGUCAUCGAUCUUACUGCAGGAGAUAUCGACAAUGACGGCGUCGUCGAUCUGGUCUAUGCCCACGCUCCGGCCUCCGUCUCGUGGCUCCGCGGUCUUGCCACCGCAGGCUCCUUUGCGAGCUCACCGACUCUGGUAACUUCGAGUGCAACAGGCGUCAAGCUAAUUGGAGUCGGCGACGUCACUGGCGACGGCACGUCGGACAUCAUAUACGUCUCGUCAAUGUCCGGCCCGUUUGUGGCCGCUGGCCUCGGCGCUGCCGCCUUUGACAGCGCCUAUGCUCUUCAGUUUUCAUCGCGCUCCUUCGUUCAACUGCAAAUUGCCGACGUUCGCGGCAACUCGAGCCUCGACAUCAUUACUACCGAUGCGUCUGGAUCCAUUACUGUCUUUGCUCUCGACUUGCGCUCGUUUUCCGGCGGCGUCAAGCCGUUCAUCGCUCUCGAUACCAACCUUGUGAGCAGCGCAGUCGUGGCCACAGCAUUUGCCGACAUGACAAACUCUGGCGAACUCGAUGUUGUCGCCGCCUUUGAUUCCGCCCCGGGCAUUGUCUUGUGCCGCAACGUGUUUCUCAAGACAUGCACCGUCCUCGCGGCCACAGGUAUCGACAACUACGCCUUUGAGCCGCGACACAUCGCCUUGGGCGACGUCAACGGCGAUAGCCAUGUUGACAUUGUCGCCAUCUCUGGCAGCCCGCCACAAGCUAUGUGGCACCCCAACGGCGGCUCUGGCGCCAUCAAGAACGCACUGCCACUCACGCCGCAGUCUCCCUCUCUGUCAAGCAUUGUCAUCGCUGCGCCGGCCGUCAUCUACGCGCUCGAUGGCUCCACUGUUCGCCUUUUCUCUUUCGACGCCACCAACUACAACCCGUUUGUCACUCCGCCACACACCGCAGCUCUGCCUAGCGCCGCACCGGUGCGGUCGCUCAAGCUGGGGCGGACGACCGGGUCCGGCGACCGCUUCAUCUCGGCGGUGUCGUCGGCCGGAUGGGCCUCCAUCAUUCGCUCGCCGGACGGAGCCUUGCAAACCCAGAGUGUGUCCAAGGAAAACUUGAUGAUCGCUUCCCGUGUCGUUACAUCCGGGUCUCAGGGCACCGAAUUCCUACUCUGCGCCACAGGCUCGCUUGUGGCAAGCGGGUUUCUGGUCCCCAAUUUGGGAGUUAGUCCCAACUCGCUCGUCAGAAUCUCGCCGAGCAUCAGAGCGUCGGCUGUUGCCGUCUUUGAUCUCACUGGUGACACCUUGGACGACUUUGUGGCCAUCGACGAGCUCUCCGGCGAUCUUGUGCUCUACAUCCACGUCAGUACCUACCUCUAUGACCGCCAUGUACUGGUCGCAAACACACUCUCACCGGCAGCGUUCCAACUCGGUGCAAUUGGCUCUGCAAGUGACGCUGGCCUGGCGGUAGUCCUGUUUGCAGAUCCGGCUCUCGUUGGGCCGACUCUACCGCUCGCCUCACGGUACAUGGUCGCUGUUGUUGAUGUCAACUCCGACGGACUCGGCGAUGUUGUCGUUAUGCCGGCCGACGUCGCAGGUCCGAUUUUGUUCUACGAUGGCGGCGCCGGCGGAGUCCCGCUGGCGACCAUUCCCGACCUUGCUGCCUCGGGCCUUGCCGUUUCUGACGUUGAUGGCGAUGGCGCUGUCGAUGUCGUGGUGGCUGUCGCUGCCGCCAGCAAGCUGGUCUGGUUCCCAGGCCUCGCUGGAAGCGGCCCGCUGCCUGUGUUUGGCCUGCAGCGCAACAUCUCGUUGGCAAUCGCUCUUGCGCCUGCCACCAAGCUCAUUGUCGACGACUUGACUGCUGACGGUUUUCUCGACAUCGUGGUCUCGACCCCGACAGGGCUGUCUCUGUUUGAGGCCACGCCUGCGAUCACGGCCGCGCCUGUUGUCAGUCGCACAUCGUCGAAGCUAUUGGCAAGCGUGGCUGAACUCGGCUUUGCGCUGCAGGGUUCACAGUGCUGGUCGUCAAGCGUGUUGCUGGAGCCGGGUGCCGUCAUUCGCGGCUGUCCGCCGAGCCCGAUUGUCGUACCUUCCGGCUCGGUGUGGGCGAUCGAGGGCACGCCUACCGCGCCAGCGGUCAUCAACUGCACUGGUAGUGUCACAGCGCUUUUUGAUGUACAGGGCCACUUGAUCCUCCGCAAUGUGCGUAUUACCGGCGGGCUCGCCAGUUCCUCGAUACCGUCGCUCCUCGGCGUGUCGGGAUCAGGCGUGCUCGAGCUUGACAAUGUUCGCAUCGAUGGCUUUUCAUCGGUCUCUGCCACGUUUCCGUUCGACCUCGGGACCGGCUCGGCCAUCUCUGUGGGUGACGCUGGGCGCCUGGAAGCGACCAAUUGUUCGUUCGUCAACAACGUGGCCUUACGCUCGGGCGGCGCAGUCGCUGUUGCCGGUGCCUCGGCAACAGCGAUUUUUGCUGACUGCAUCCUGGAGGGCAACACUGCGCUCGGACUUGGCAAACAGUUUGGUGGUGGUGCUGUGGCUGUCAUCGGCAACGCCGCAAGCGUGCAGCUGACAUCAUGCGAGCUUGCCAACAACCACGCUCCCAAUGGUGUUGGCGGGGCGCUGUUCAUGGCGUCAUCGGCGUUGUCGGCGUUUAUCACACUCACUUCUACCGAGGUCCGCGAUGCGACUGCCGGUCUUGCGGGCGGAUGCAUCGGCGUUGCGGUCGAGGUCGGCGCAACAUCGUUUGCGCAAGCGAGUGUAGCUGAUGGAUCAUGGGUUCACUCGUGCUGGGCGCCCGUCGGCGGCUGCUUUGCGGUCUCAGACUUUGAAGGUAUGCCAAGCGAGCCUGUCGGAGCCAUCUCCGACUUUCCGACGCCUGUUCCGCGCGCAGUUGAUUUCUACGGAGUCAGCAUGUACAUCAGCGGCUACUACGACGAUGUGGCACGGAUCGGCAACUGCACGGCAGACUACGGCGGCGCGGCGUACGUGUGUAACGCGCAACUGUUUACCCAGCUAUCGCCGGCCUACACCCAGCCGCCGACCCUGGUCGCCGAGCCGCCGCUCUCGGCAUCGAUUGCCGGCUCGGGUGUGUUUAUCUGCGGCAGCUCGACUGCAUUUCCGGUCGACACCUGGUUCUCCAACCAGACACCGGACCGCAUCUCGCCUGCCGUGGUUAUUCCCCGGGACUCGUACGGCGGCACGUUUGCCUCGCGGGCGGCCUCGCUGCAGAUCUCCGGCAACCUGCCUGGGACGGCAGCGUCGGGCGUGGUUCUCGGCGCGACAGCUCCGAUCAUCACCAUCCGCGACGCGUACGGGACGAUUGUGACUGACGCUUCGCUGCGGAUAGAGGUGACGACGUCGCCAGAGUUGACUGUCCGCGGCGCCGAGAGUGGGCUGGCGCUCUUGCCUGCCAAGCGAGGCGCGCCAUUGACGCCACUGGCAAUGUUGUUGCCUGAUUCAACGACAUCUGCCGAUGGCAUGGACGUGACCGUGACCCUUUCACCCGCCGGUAUUCCCGAACUUGCGAUCGAGUUCACCAUCCGGAUCACAGGUUGCCCGCGCGGGAGUGGCGUUGUCUCGCGCGAUGCCACAGGCAUUGUGUGCGGAGCGUGCGAUACACCACAGGCGACCGGGACUGCGCUAUUUUCGCUCGAGCCGUGUGCAGUGCUGCCAGACUGCCCGAGUGGUACAUUCCGCAAGACCCUGUCCAACACGACGGGCCUGGUGGCCUGCCGGUGCUUACCGGACUUUUACGUUUCGGGCAACACGAGCGACGUGUGCUCGGCGUGUCCGAGCGGCGCCGUGUGUUUCGGCGACGAGUCUGCGCCUUUGGCAGCGCCGGGCUUCUUUCCCAUCGGUGAUGGUGCAAGCUUUGCCUCGUGUCUUCGGCCCAAGGCCUGCAGCGGCGCGGGGCAGUGUGCCGACGGCUACGAAGGGUUUAUGUGCAACGACUGCGCGGCCGGACACUACACUGCUGACGAUCGAUCGUGCCGCAAGUGUCCAUCCGACGCAGUAGGAAGCGCACUGCUGGCGGCAGUAGCUGCGGCUGCCGUUGGCGUUGCGCCCAAGCGCAGCGAACACGAGCCGAGUGCGUCCGCAAGCGAGGACGAGCAGAAUCAUGGCAGUACCGACGAUGCGGCGGCGGCAAGCGACGAGGCGCCGGACGAGGCAGCGAUGCGGGCUCGGCAAACGCCGCCGUCGCUGUCGAUGAUUAUUGUGGCGUUCCAGGUCAUCGGGAUCCUCGCCGAUGCCAAUCUUGCAUGGGGCUCAGCGUCGACGUCGGUCAUGGGCACAUUCAACAUGUUCAACGUCAAUCUCUCGAUGAUUGCCUCCGAGUGCACGGUCGGCUCGUACGCGUUGCAGUACGUCCUCGCAGUCUGCCUCCCGCUGCUUGUCAUCGCCGUUGCGAUUGCUGCGCUGGCAGUAGCGAAGAUGACCGGAUUGGUGGAAGCGUUGCGCGAGGUUUCGUUGCGCGGGGUGGCUGACACGGUCCUGUUUCCUGUUGCGCCGCUGCUUUACAUUCCUGUGGCGCGGGCAACGCUGCUGCUGUUUGCGUGCACGCGGCUGCCAACAGGCGACUACGUGGUGAUCGCCAACCCAGGGCUGAAAUGCGGCGGCGAGACGUGGCUUAUGGUUGCACCGGUUGGCGCGGCGGCGAUCCUGAUCUUUGUGCUGGGCAUCCCAAUCUACUUCCUCCUUACAGUUGCCGGCCAGUCGGCGAACCUGUUCGAGCGUGCUACAUUUGCGCGGUACGGGGCGCUGUACAAGCUCUACCGCAAGCCGUACUUUUGGGGUGAGGUGGCGAGUCUGACCAAGCGGCUCUCGCUGGUUGUGGCAACGGUCUUUCUGGCCGACGUGCAGCUGGCGCAGAUUGCGCUCCUUCUAGGCGUGCUCAUCGUCUCUCUCUGCCUGGUCAUCCGAUUCCAGCCGUUCUACUUUCCGAUUUACAACAGCCUGGAGCUUCGGCUUACAGCGGUCCUCCUGUUCAUCCUGGUCAUGGGCGUGUUCUCGUACUCGGACCGGCGGGCUGAUGGAAGUGCUGGCUCCGCCGACAGAGUCAUCUUUGUCUGCGUCGUGCUCGGGCUUGUCGCGCUCGUUGUGGUUGCCGUCAUCGGCUUUGCCACCGACAUGAUGCAGAUCCGGGCCGAGCGUAGUGGAGCGUAUUCGGCGACGACCGAGCGACUCGCGCACGUUGCCGAGUGGCUAGAGAAGGAGGCAGUAGACCUGGAUCCUGCAGCCGCGGAAGCACUGACGACGGCUGCCGACGCUGCCGAGUCGGCCACGACUGGCGCUGUCACCGACGUCGCCAUGCACGACCUCUAG